Sinocyclocheilus rhinocerous is the source of this 5749-nucleotide messenger RNA. RefSeq names its product ataxin-1-like. Gene Ontology annotation, cellular component: nucleus. NCBI's taxonomy places the organism in Eukaryota, Metazoa, Chordata, Actinopteri, Cypriniformes, Cyprinidae. The record is from RefSeq and is a predicted model, not a curated record. Gene Ontology annotation, molecular function: RNA binding; protein binding. Gene Ontology annotation, biological process: negative regulation of transcription by RNA polymerase II; nervous system development.
AGAGAGAGAGAGAGAGAGAGAGCUGGCAGUCUGUUUGCCUUGCAUAACAUACGCUGUAGCUCUCACACGUAGGGCUAGUGAAACAGCGCAGAUGAGGGGACUUCCUUUACCCUCAGCACUCUGAGCAAUUGUCGAAGGAAGUGGAGGAGAGUGAAGGCGGGGGGGAAAAUUGGACAUGGAAGAAAACAUAAAUCAGAGGAUUGCGUGUGUGACCUGAUAGCAGAGCUAAACCUGGACAAAGGACAGCUUGCCAGUGGGUAGAGUGAGUUACACUCGUAGUGCAGAGAGAGAGAGAGAGAGUUGUUAAAGGCUCCCCUAUAAAGAAAGGUAUGGACCAAUAGCCAUCAGUGAGAGAUGAUUCCACAUGAAGCACAUGAAUCCUUUCAUGACAAGAGUCCUGACAAUGGGCAAGACUAUAGUAAAAGUGGAGCAAAGUAAUAGAACAAUUAAAAUCUUGACAACUGAGUUCUACUUUGAACUUUAAAACAUCCUGAUCAAGACGAGUGGGUUAAAAUACGGGACAAGCUCCAAGACCAUGAAGUCUAACCAGGAGCGUUGUAAUGAAUGUCUUCCGCCAAAAAAGCGGGAGAUUUUAGCUCUGGAAGGGAAGCAGGUGCUGGUGUCAGCUGCUGUUAGUGAGAGCCAGAGUGGAGAGAAUUUGGCUUGGCUAGCCAGUGUUGCUACCAUGGCUAGCAUGGCCCACAUCCCCAACAAUGCAGGCCCAUCACAGAGCAACAGUGCUGAGCCUGACAGCCCCCCACCAUCAAAUAAGGCUCUCACUGUGGUGACGGAAUAUCCUCCAACUACUCAGCUCCCAAUUAUUGGCUACAUCACCAGUGCUUCUGGUGGACCCCAGCAAGCAGUAACUGGUUAUCAAAGCAACCUGCCACAGCACGUGGUGAUCUCAGGCAACCCCUCCUUGCUCAUUCCAGUGAGUGCCACUAACAUCAAUCCAACUACUGCUGAGCCGGAGGUCACCCGCUGUUCUGUCAUCCCCAGUGUUGCAAAUGCAUCAACAGCUCUGCCUCAGACCUUUAUUAAUACAUCCCCACCUGCAGCUGCAGCUUCAGUCCUACCCAAUGGUAAAGACAUCACAGUUUCUGAUGGAGGUCAUGCCUCCUGUGUCAUGCCAAGUCCAACCCAAAUACAGCUGCCUGUUCUUUCAGCCGGUGUAGUGGGGUCUCCAGUUCCUGUAACACCUCCAACAUCCACAAGCCCUCACAGCUCACCAUCAUCACCAUCACCAGACCUACCACCAUUCUUCAUGAAGGGCUCUAUUAUCCAGUUGGCAGACGGCGAACUAAAGCGUGUGGAGGAUCUGCGGACAGAGGACUUUGUGCAAAGUGCGGAGGUGAGUGGAGAACUGAAGAUUGACUCCAGCACUGUAGAGCGCAUAGAGUGCAGCUGCACACCCAAUGCUGUCAUCAUACAGUUCUCAGUGGGAGAGAACAAAGCCCAGGUCUGUGUCGAGGUUCUGGUGGAAUACCCUUUCUUUGUGUUUGGUCAAGGUUGGUCGUCCUGCUGCCCUGACCGCACCACCCAGUUGCUAGCACUAUCCUGUGCCAAACUCUCUGUGGGUGAUGUUUGUAUCUCUCUAACCCUUAAAAGCCUAAAAGAUAGCAUUCAAAAGAAAGAGAAUUUUUCAGACUCUUUGACGAAAUACAAACCAGCCAAAAACAAUGGGCCAAUGGAGGAAAGACUAACCCAAAUGGAGGAUCUUAAGAAAGGACACAAAAUGACAUCAGGAGUGGAAAAUACUGCAGGAACACUGGUUGAGACUUCUAACCCAAGAAAUGUGUUGACCCUCUUGGAGAAUGGGGGAAUAAUUUCUCAGACACAGGUGAACCUCCAGACCCAGGCAGAAAAGACAUGCACAUUUAGUGUCGAGAGAGCAGUUAGCCGCAAGAGGAGAUGGUCUGCUCCAGAGAGGGGAGAAAUGUGGAGGUCACAAGAGGACCCUCAGAUUUUACCCAAAUUUUCCUUCCUCCCACAUCGGCUAAAGGUCAGCAUUGAGGGCCGCUCUAGCACAGGUUGCUGAGGACGUUCAGAACUCCAUAGAGCAGUGGUGGGGAGUCAAUUUCUAACCAAGAAAUACAUUAAUUAGCCUUACUUAAUUUGAGAAAUCACAUAAUGUUGAUUAACUGAAUAAAAUUUAUUUUUGCUUGGUGUCCAAGAAAAUGCUUUUGCUUCAACAACAGAGACUCAGAAUACUUUCCCCAUCACUGCCAUGGACUCCAAGAGGGACAAGGAAGAGCAGAUUUACUUUUUGGUACUUUGUUGCUUUCCUAUCACAUUCAUAUCCAGGUUACUGUAACUAAUGUGUUUGAUCAUUUGAGUCAUGUCAUAUGUAAUAUGUAUCCUUAGACAUUCUUUUUAAAUCAGCUGGACAUGACAGUUUUGGCUUGUAUAUUGCAAGUUCUGACCACUUUUUUCUCAGCUUGCUGAGCAGUUGGUGUAUAAUUUUAGUCUACUGUUACGUGUACUGAAUUAAUUCAUAAUCAGGGCUUUGACUGGAUAUGGACUGUUACAUGGAUUAAUGGCAAAAGGUUAACAGUAAGACAUGUCAUUUGUGUGACUAUGAUUACGAGUGACUUCUGCAAGUUGUGUGAAAAUGAUUAUCUUGACAGACGCAGCCUUCCACUUGUUACUGCCCCCAAUAAUCCCUUGCUUACAUAAUGUCAUCUGAGAGUGACAUGCUCGAGUGACUACUUUGAAUCAGACUUAAGUCAAGUAAAGCAUCAAGAUACAACAUUGAAUGUUAAAUGAUUUAUCCUUAUAUGUUAAUUCAAUUGCUGAUAGUCUUCUAGAUAUGCAAUACUGAGCUUUCACAUACCUCAUGUGUGCAUUUAACAAUUAACCCAAUCAGAUGGCCUGAUCGGAUCUGUGAUCUCAGUUUUGAGUGAGAAAGCGUUGGAAAAAUCUUCACAUUGUCAAAGUGGCUGUGUAGAGAAGUCUCCGUUUAAGUCAGAAUUAGCACUUUAAAGAAAGGUUAGGGGAAGUUGAAUGAAUGGAUGGAAACAUUCCCACCUUUGUUUUGUUACUACAGCAACAGGCCAUUUUGAGUGCUGUUAGUCAUUUUGUGCAUUACUACCCAAUUUAUGUGCAAAGCACUUCUCAUUUAGUGUUUUUCAAUAAUGAUGUCUUCUUUACACUAUUUUAAGUAUUGGGGCCUUAAUCAGUCCAGCUGCAAUAAUGAAUUCUUUGUUAAAGACAAUAUAAUUGCCAUACAAAUAAAUCUACGCAGCAUACUCAAAUGUUCAAAACAAGCCAUGCUUUACAGGUUUAUCACAAACAGAAUUGGCCUUUUUGUAUUAACUUGUUUAUAUAAUAAAUUUAGCAUCUGAUAAAGUUAACAAAAUUACAUAGAUAUGAUCAUUUAAAUAGUAAGAAUCAGUGGGUCAAAGGAGGAUGCUGUGCUGUGUUCAGUCUGCUCUGUCACUGAAAAUGUAAAUUUCCAGUAUAGGCAAAAAUUAAUUGCGAACAUAGACAUAAGACAUCCUGAAAGGACUAUGCUUCAGUCUCUCACAGCCUAUUUUUUGUCUGCAUCGAAAUCAUUUAUAGCUACUACUCAGAAUAAGGUAUGUCAUCCACUGUGGGUCUCUUUUAUAAUUUUGAUUCUCCAUACUUAGCAGUAUACUGCUAAUGACCUAAACACGUAAUGGUCUUGUAACUUCUCUGCAGAGAAAAAAAAAGAAAAUACAAUAUGAAUGUUGAGACACUAUCUUUAGAUUUUAGUAUACACAUUAUCUAUUUUCUCUGUCUUUAUCUUUGCUGUGCUGGUCAUGUUAAAGGAAUUAAUUUAGUACACUGCAAUGAAAAAUAACAGAGAAGGUAAUAAUCCAUAAACUUUCAUUUUUAAAUGACAAAUGUAAUUGCUCUAUUCCAUAAACAAAAGCCUUAUGGGAUUGUCUUCAGAUGUAUUUUGUGUGAAACAGUCACAAAAUAAUUCUUAUCCAACUCAACUGACUGUUUAAUACAUAUGAGUGCUGUUAUAAAUUCAGAAAAAAAAUCUUUGAAUACAUAUAAGAAUUUUGCUAUUUGCACAAGUAGACAUUUUAAAGAGUAAAGCCGAGUAUGGAAACUUAUAGUUAACAGUAACACUUCAUAUUGCCAGCUCUGUAGGUCACCUAAAAACUAUUCAUUUUGAUAUGUGUGGCCAUGAGUGUGAGUUUUUCACUAAAGUCAGUUUGUUGACUGACUUGAAAAAGGUAUUGUUGCGUCUAGGGUUUUAUUCAGAUGGAAUCACACUAGACCUCAUAUUGUAGAAGUAAUGCUUGAUUGCACAUUCAGUCCAAUUUGGAUUUGGAUUUUAUGCACUUUUGAAGAGAGAGGACAAUGAAAGAGAAAUGAAAGGGAUUGUUGAUUAGUAGCCACACAGCUACAAUAUGUUCAAUACAGUCCAUUGUACUGGUGAUACUGGUAAGGCAGUAGAAAAGUCAGUGCUAUGACAAUAGACUAGAAACCAUUACAAAAGUGUCAAUGUUUCUAGAUUGUUGUUUGUUUCAUAUGUAUCAUUGUUCUCUCUCUUUUCUCUCUCUCUUUUUUCCUGUGUAGCUAUGUACAUGUAAACCUCAGUGUGUUUGUGCACUGUGUGGAUAACUUCAUUGAAGACAGUCAGGUUUCAACACUGUUGGCAACGAACGUUCUUUUAUCCAGUGUGUGCUAUUCUGUUUCAACCUAACAACAGCGAUUUAUUAUCAUCUGCAUCAAAAAAAAAAAACUUUUUUUUUGUUUGUUUGUUUUUAAAAAGAAGGCUGUCAACCACUUGAAGGCAUAAAAGCAUUAUAGCGAUUUAUAGUCAAACUGCAUUCUCAGGUUGAGAAACUGGCCCGACUGUUUCUGUUCCUGUGUUACUUUUUGCAAAAAUGCUCAGUUACAAAAAAAUUAGCUGGUGAUCAUUUUAGCUCCAGUGCUAUGACUCAUGGGAAGUCACUGGCUGACUAUUGCGCCCUCUACAUCCCAUCAUUGUACAUGCACCCAAUGUUCAAAGGCGGCUAACUUUAACUAGCAUGAUGAGUCAUGUUGUGAAUGUAGCUCUAGUGCUUGCUAUUGAAAAUGCAUUCAUAUGGGAAAAUACAACUUUCUGUUGUAUGUACAAAUUUGAGCAAAUUUAUGAGCAAAUUUGGAUUAAAAUAUCCAAAGACAGUCAGAAUUUGCUGUACGCAUAUGCCUCAAUGGUCCAUAGCCAGGAUUAGUUCUAGCAAUACCACAAGGCCUCAUUUAGGGUUGGAAGACCAAACUUGAUGUCUAGAAAUUGACCUAUAGAAUACACAUCAUUGAUCUCAUUGUUUUUUUCUUUUUCAAGGAAGAUCUAGAUCUUAUACCUCCCGUUAAAACCUCAAUCGCCAGAGUGACAUUUCUUCAAAAAAGAAGAAAAAAGCACAUAACUGAUUUCUCAUUUUCUUAUAUAUUCGAUGUAAAUGACUAUAUUUGUGUGAUUCGUUGUACCUGUGAUAUUUUUCUCAUUCUUUGACAAGCUCCUUUUCUACAAACUGACAAAAAGCAAUGAAGACAGAAGUCAACCUCAGCUUUUCUAACUGUGGCGUGUUUAUGUGAACAGAGCAUCCAAGACUGUUCAGUGAAGUCAGUGAUAAUUUCUUUGGUGGUGCUUGCAAGUUUUUGUAGCUGUUUUGAUUUUUGUGAAAUAGAAAGGAACAUCGGACUCGACUUUUGGCUAAUAUGUCUAGUUCAAUGACUUCCUGUAUAGUACAAAUCUAUUGUAUCUGUAUAAUCACUCUAAUAAAAUACU